CUGAGGGAGGGAGCGAGAUAGAAAAAACAGGGAGUGUGAGAGACUGGAGAGAGGAGUUGAGUUCUCACAGUGUUUUUGACAGCGGUUUGGAGCACUAGGGAUAUCACUGGGACAUUAGAGAAGAGGCUACAACACAACAGGGUCCAUAAGGAGCACAUGUGGAAGGUGGCCGAGCUACAGCUGUGUUUGUCAGACCAUGAGACAUCUCCAAAAUUGGUCUUCCAACAAAACGUCUGUAGCUUCCGAACGGUUUGGCUUACACUGUAUGGAAAUAUGAGACUCUUACAAACACUAUCAGGAAUCAAGGUAGGCCAGUUGAGAACAAGUUCUCAUUUACAUCUGUGACCUGGCCAAGAUAAAGCAAAGCAGUGCGACAAAAACAACAACACAGAGUUACACGCGCUCCAGCAGGUGUAUCUCACUGACCAUCCCUGAAGCCAACACCUCAUUUGGCCGCCUUUCCUUCCAGUUCUCUGCUGCCUGUGACUGGAACGAAUUGCAAAAAUCGCUGAAGUUGGAGACUACCUUGUAUCUACCUCACCAACUUUAAACAUCUGCUUUCUGAGCAGCUAACCGAUCGCUGCAGCUGUACAUAGUCCAUCGGCUGUACCAGUGAAGCUGUCCCUGGAUGCUUUGCUGCAGAUGUCCAGUUGUCAGGUGCAGGACACCAUGAGACAGCUGGGCUCUGAACCAGAGGAGUGCUCCCGACUCACUGCUGCCCUCUCCUGCCUAAAGAGUGCCAGUGGGGACAUCAGAGAAGACCCAGGAACCUGGAUAUCAGAGCCGCCCCGCCGUGACAGUAACACCUUACCUCCUCCGGACCGUCGCCCCUCCACCCCCGCCACACUACCCCGUGGCUCCAUCCUCAGUCCGCAUACCCACGCCCGUUCUGUCUCUGUGACUGUCGUACCCUGUGUGGACGAUAAGGGGCAUCAAGUCUACACAGGAGGCAUGUCGGACGCUUUCCCCUCCUCGCCACUGCUCUUCUCCAAUUCCCCUCCCUCCAUGAGACACGCCAAGCACCCUCCACGCAUGUCCCCCUCCCGAAAAUUGCUGCAACUCCCCUUCAAUAUCACCCUCACACGCAGCAAGAGCCACGAGUCACAGCUGGCCAACCGCAUAGAAGAGCCAGUGCCCAACAACGAGGGUGGGAAGAAGAACAAGCUGCUCCUGAAUGUGCACAUUAACAGUAGCAGUGGGAAUGGGUGUGAAGACUCCACCCGGACCCCUGGCCCAGCCACCGCCCCCUACACCCUCCCAGGAACCCCUACGCUGCUGGAGCAUAACCUAGCAUUGCACCGGGGGUCUCCACAGAUGAUGAGGAGGGAUAUCGGCCUCUCUGUAACACACAGGUUUUCAACCAAAUCCUGGCUCUCACAGACAUGCCAGGUGUGUCAGAAGAACAUGAUGUUUGGUGUUAAAUGCAAACACUGCAAGUUAAAGUGCCAUAACAAAUGUACCAAAGAAGCCCUUCCCUGCAGGAUAUCUUUUCUCCCACUCCCGCAAAUCCGCCGGGCAGAAUCCGUACCGUCAGAUAUCAAUAAUCAAAUUGACCGUACGGCAGAGUUACCAAUCCAGUUUGGCACUUUACCUAAGGUGCUAACCAAAAAGGACAACCCUCCCAUGCUGAGCCAGAUGGAUUCCAGCAGUAACCCUUCCUCCACCACUUCCUCUACGCCCUCCUCGCCCACCCCCUUCCAGCAGAGCAACCCCCCCAGCAUCAACGCCACACCGCCCCCCAACUCCUCGCCCGGCCCCCAAGGGCCCCGAGACAGCCGCUUCCACUUCCCAGCUGGCUGUUAUUUACAACCUAGACAACAGUUUAUUUUCCCUGAUGUUUCCUCUUCAACAUAUCCUGUUGGACUACACUCUGAAGGCUACAAUGACACUGGAGACACACAGCAACUGGCACAAUCAGAACCUCCAUGUCAAGGACAGGAAUGUGGAGCGGAAGAGGAGGAAUACCCAGGGGAUGAGGGAAACGGUAGCAAGGAGGGCAGAGAGAAGGGCCACUCAAACGGAGAGUGUGAUGGUGAUGAGAUAGAGGACCUGCCCAGCUACCGGGGCCGACUGGCCGGUGGCCAAUGGAGGGGGCCUAUCUCCCGUAAGGCCAGCCAGACCAGCGUAUAUCUGCAGGAGUGGGACAUCCCCUAUGAGCAACUGGAGCUGGGGGAGCUCAUUGGCAAGGGCCGUUGGGGGAAGGUUCAUAAGGGGCGCUGGCAUGGAGAGGUGGCCAUUCGGCUGCUGGAGAUAGAUGGUAAUAACCAGGACCACCUGAAGCUGUUUAAGAAGGAAGUGAUGAACUACAGACAGACCCGCCACGAGAACGUGGUCCUCUUCAUGGGGGCCUGCAUGGCCCCGCCACACCUCGCCAUCAUCACCAGUUUCUGCAAAGGUCGGACACUAUUCUCUGUUGUAAGAGAUGCAAAGAACACGCUAGACAUCAACAAGACAAGGCAGAUCGCUCAGGAAAUUGUUAAGGGUAUGGGCUACCUUCACGCUAAAGGAAUCGUUCACAAGGACCUGAAGUCCAAGAAUGUGUUCUAUGACACAAACAAAGUGGUAAUCACUGACUUUGGCCUUUUUGGAAUGUCCGGAGUGGUACAAGAGUACCACAAGAGGCAAGAGAACGAGCUGAGGCUCCCUCAUGGCUGGAUCUACUACCUGGCCCCUGAGAUCGUCCGCAGGAUGGGCACUGGGAACCAUGAGGACCGCCUGCCUUUCUCCAAUGCUGCAGACGUCUAUGCCUUUGGCACCAUUUGGUAUGAGCUGCAGGCCCGGGGCUGGCCACUCACCAACCAGCCGGCAGAGGCCACCAUCUGGCAGGUGGGCAGUGGAGAGGGCAUAAAGAAGGUCUUGGCAAAGGUCAGCCUGGGCAAGGAGGUUACGGAGAUACUGUCUGCCUGUUGGUCCUUCAAGCUGGAAGAGCGUCCCUCCUUCACCCAGCUGACUGACAUGCUGGAGAAGCUGCCGAAGCUCAACCGCAGGCUUUCCCACCCAGGACACUUCUGGAAGUCAGCCGAGUAUGUAUCCUAAAGACCAGGAUCCCUUUUGAGAUAUACUGAAUAUACUCACUGUAUAUAUCUAUAUAUAUAUAUACAGUGAGGGGGGAAAAGUAUUUGAUCCCCUGCUGAUUUUGUACGUUUGACCACGGACAAAGAAAUGAUCAGUCUAUAAUUUUAAUGGUAGGUUUAUUUGAACAGUGAGAGACAGAAUAACAACAAAAAAAUCCAGAAAAACGCAUGUCAAAAAUGUUACACAUUGAUUUGCAUUUUAAUGAGGGAAAUAAGUAUUAUAUAUAUAUACAGUGCCUUGCGAAAGUAUUCGGCCCCCUUGAACUUUGCGACCUUUUGCCACAUUUCAGGCUUCAAACAU
Messenger RNA from Oncorhynchus masou masou (cherry salmon), 3375 nucleotides. RefSeq names its product kinase suppressor of Ras 1-like. Gene Ontology annotation, molecular function: ATP binding; protein kinase activity. The coding region runs from base 643 to 3036 and encodes 797 amino acids. NCBI's taxonomy places the organism in Eukaryota, Metazoa, Chordata, Actinopteri, Salmoniformes, Salmonidae. The transcript has 21 exons. The record is from RefSeq and is a predicted model, not a curated record. Gene Ontology annotation, biological process: Ras protein signal transduction; protein phosphorylation. Gene Ontology annotation, cellular component: cytoplasm.